UGUACCGCACCGACGGACGGGCUGAACCGUUAGCACUCGACGGCGAACCUCCGCAGCAGUUUAACCUGUCAACAGACAGAUUUACCGUGAUAUUCACCGGGCUACUUACCGUCAGCAUGUCGCACACCGUCAUCACGACAACGACAACAACGACGAGGACGUCCGGCGACGGCGUCUUCAACAUGGGCUACACCCGGACCAUCCCGGGACUGCUCAAGAUCGGACAGAUGCUUGCUCUGCUCAUCGCCUUCCUCUGUGUCCACUGUGCUCGGGGUUGGCCCAGCUGGGCAGCUUUCCAGUACUUUGAGGUUGUGACGUUGUGGUUCCUCAUCGCCUUACUCAUCUUCUUCCUCAUGCACCUGUUCAGGCUGCAGGCAAAGAUGCCAUGCAUCAACUGGCCGCUGACGGAGUUCUUUCAUUACUCCGUCGGGACUCUCCUCAUCUUCAUCGCCUCCAUCAUCGCAGCGGUGAAGAGUUUAGGAGUUUCAGCGCUGACUGCCGGAUCGGUGUUUGGCUUCAUAGCAGCAUUCCUGAUGGCCAUUAGUUUGUGGACAUCUUACAGUGUGACCUGUGGCUCUCAUCAGACUGGCGCAUCAGUGUAAAAAAGUGAUCUGUAUCGAAGGAACCAGAUGGCCGUGUCGGCAGUUUGCUAUGUCCUGGUCAAUUUUCCGCCCAGCAACCACCUGGAUAAAUAAGACGAC
Molecule: messenger RNA, 701 nt
Organism: Xiphias gladius (swordfish)
Lineage: Eukaryota; Metazoa; Chordata; Actinopteri; Istiophoriformes; Xiphiidae
Gene: cmtm7
Product: CKLF-like MARVEL transmembrane domain containing 7
Exons: 5
Coding region: 117-602 (161 amino acids)
Cellular component (GO): membrane
Source: RefSeq, a predicted model, not a curated record